Hypanus sabinus (Atlantic stingray) is the source of this 2936-nucleotide messenger RNA. RefSeq names its product E3 ubiquitin/ISG15 ligase TRIM25-like. The coding region runs from base 783 to 2708 and encodes 641 amino acids. NCBI's taxonomy places the organism in Eukaryota, Metazoa, Chordata, Chondrichthyes, Myliobatiformes, Dasyatidae. The record is from RefSeq and is a predicted model, not a curated record. The transcript is spliced from 12 exons. Gene Ontology annotation, molecular function: zinc ion binding; RNA binding.
CCGGCCUGUCAACCGCCAUUAAACUUCACAGAGAAAGAGUUGGCGUUUUCGUGAAUCAAGGGGUCAAGGUUCCUGCCGGGCGAGAGGCCGAGGAUUCCGGCACCCGACAAGCGAGACACACCGGUUUUUACGGAUCCCAGCAUCCCUGAAAUAUCCCGGUGUCUGAGGAUUAUUCCGGCGUCCGACGGGAGAGACAUCUUGGUGUCUGAGGGGAGAGGUAUCCCGGUAUCUGAGGGGGGAGAUAUCCUGGUGUUUGAGGGGAGAGAUAUCCCGGUGUCUGAGGGGAGAGGUAUCCCGGUAUCUGAGGGGGGAGAUAUCCUGGUGUUUGAGGGGAGAGAUAUCCCGGUGUUUGAGGGGAGAGAUAUCCCGGUGUCUGAGGGGAGAGAUAGCCGGGUGUCUGAGGGGCGGGCGUUGCAGGAAAGCCUGGUGUUUGUUUUUUUCUUGGAGGAUUGAUUCUGGUGUCCGAGUGGCGAGGGGCUGCAAAUCCUGGUGUCAGUGGGCCAAGGGUGACCGGGUGUGUGCCGGUCCCGGUGCCGGGGGACCGGGUGUGUGCCGGUCCUGGUGUUUGAACUGAGAAAGGAUCCAGGUGCUGAGGACAGAGCAAACACUGGUGUUUGAGGGAGAGAUCUCGGAUUGACGGUUGAGGAGAGCAGAUCCGGGUGUUUGAGGGACAGGAGGUGGUAAUUGCUGUCUUUUCUUUUGGGCAGGGGACAACCUGCAGCCAAGAAUGGGCUGGGAGUCAAGCUGAGAACCUUUGGCCUCAGCCCUAGUCUGGCCACACCAUGGCUGUAGCAAACCUCUUCUCCCUGGAGCAACAGCUGUCCUGCUCCAUCUGCCUGGAGAUCUUCAGCAAUCCUGUCAAUCUUCCAUGUGGACACACAUUUUGCCUGGACUGCAUCCAGAAAACUUGGGAUCAGAAUCCCAUUGGCUUGGUCAACUUGUGCCCACAAUGCCGGGCUGCCUUCACCACCAGGCCCAAUCUGCAGAAAAACAUUGUCCUAUGUGGGAUUGUGGAUGAGUUCCACAAGAUGGGCCAGAAAGCAGCCAGGCUGACCUUGGUGGAGGACAUCCCAUGUGAUUCUUGCCUCAACGGGUCCAAGGCAGCAAAGUCCUGUUUAGUCUGCUUGUCUACAUUUUGUGAGGUUCAUCUCAGGCCACAUCUUGAGGAUAAAGCCCUUCGGGACCACCAGCUCACUGACCCGGUCAGGGAUUUGGACAAGAGAAAAUGCAAAAUGCACUCAAAGUUCCUUGAGUUCUUCUGCAAGACUGAUCAGAUGUGCAUCUGUAGUCUUUGCAUCCUGCAUGCACAUCGGGAUCACAAAAUUGUUACCCUGGAAGAGGAGACCAGUGAGAAAAAGAAUCUUCUUCAGGAAGAAAAACUAAGAAGGCUAAACCAAAUUGAAGAUAUUAAUAUAGCAAUUCUUAAAUUAAAGGACAAUAUCACUUCUAUCAAAGAAACAACGUGUCAGGUGAGAUCUGACAUUGAUAAACACUUUGAUGAUCUGAUCAACUGCAUUAAAGAGUCGCAGAACAUUGUAACAAACAUCAUCGACAGUGAGGAGGCUGUUGCCUUGGCACAAACUGACAGCAUCCAGAGCUGGCUGAGCCGGAGAUGCAUUGGACUAAAGCGGAAAACUGAUGAAAUAGACCAGCUCUUGAAAUCUGAUGGCAUUCAACUCUUAAAGGAGUUUCAAACUCUGGAAGAAAUGGAGACAGAUCAGGUUUUACCCACGUUGGACACUGAUAUUGAUAAACAGCUCUCCAAUUUAAAGUGCAUAAUUGUCGAGCUGACUAAAGAUAUUAUGGCACAACUGCACAGAGCCUGUCAUGAGAAGCUGCCUGCAAGUAAAGAAAAUGUUGAUCUUCAGUCGAUGCCAACUGCUACCCCUUGCAGCACUUCUCAACCUCUAAUGUCAUCUUGUCCUCAGAGCUUUUGUCCAAUUCCGAACUCCUUAAUAACUGCUGAUUUCCAGUCCUUGGUGAAUCCUAUUCAACAGUCAUUAAUGCUCUCACCAGAUCUUUGGGCAGUGGGCACUUCACAGCUAAAUGCAUCUUUCCAGCCCUUGCCAAACAAUGCUGACAGGCUCAUGUCUUGGCCACCUCCAGCCUUGGCUACAAACGUUUUCGGUCUCAGAGGACUCUCGGCCAAUCAGCAAAAGGGUGUCACAAUGGGUAGCCGAUGUGCCAUUGCUCCAUGCGGUGCUCCUCCAAUUAUACCAUCAAUGCCAGCAUUAAAUCGGGUUAGAUAUCAGUAUCCAAGCACGUCUGCUAAGGAAGAUGAGCCUCUCACAGCCACAAUGCUUUCAGGACUUCCCAUGAAGGAACAGAAGCAACUCUUGGGCGAACGGCUUUACAAGUUAAUCCAUGUUAUGCACCCUUCCCUGGCGGGAAAGCUCACUGGGAUGUUGUUGGAGAUGGGUAACUUAGAACUGCUGCAUUACUUGGAAAGCUCAGAUUCUCUCCGCUCAAAGGUUGAUGAAGCUAUAGCUGUUCUACAGAGACAUCAGGCUCGGAAGGACUUCCUUCAGAAAAAAAGAAUGGUUAAAGAUGUUUUUCUUUCUUGCGGGUCUGUGAGCUGUGGUUUCGUGGACUUUUGGAGGGUUGGAGAGGAGAUCGCAAGGAAGGUGGACAGUGCUGGAGGAGCUGUGGUCAAUCACUGUGGGUGGUCCCAGGUGCGUGGGUCAUGGAGGUCGGAGAAGAUCAAAUAGUGGACCGAAGACUUCGAUGGUUGAGCUCCAACGAUUGUGCACUAAUUGACUGAACCCUGAUAAGUGCUGGCGCCUUUUCUUUCAUAUAUAUUGUCUCACUAUUAAUCACUUAGUUCUAGUGAGAUAUGUAAAGUGUAUUCCGUAAACGUACCUGGUAUGUGGUUAGAUAUUGUGUGUGUGAGAGCUUGCUAAUGUGCAUUUCACAGCAUCCACGUAUACGGGAGACAU